UUGGCUAAGGUGUAUGGAAACGUCUGACUUCAACUGUAGAUACAGUCAACAUCACAUUCACUUAGUCACAGUGAAAGUGGCAUUUUGUUUUCCUGCUGGGUGGUCGUGGUUCUGUUACACCAUAGUACCUGGGUUUUGUUCAGUAAGCUACAACGUUGUGGAACGCUCAGAUAGAAAUAGGUUAUGCAGUGUCUGUCAUGUAGCCGUGGGAGUCAUGGCAGCUCUAUAAAGCAUAACAUUUCUAUCUGAAAUGUUCAUAGUGUUGCACCCUCCUGAAUGCGACCCUAGACAUGCUGACUGUAUCGAUGUUAUCCCCUCCCUCCCCGGUGUGGUGUGUUGUGUUGACGCUCUAUUUGAUCCACAGAACUGGAGGAGGCGUGGCUUCUGGCAGCUUCCUUGCUGGGCCCCGCCCCUUGUCCCUCGCUAGCCAAUCUGCUGCUGUCUCUCCUGAAGGGACACGCACCUAACACAGCCCUGCCCCCUCUCCCAGGGUAAGAGGGCCAACAAGUCUCUCCAUACUCAUCCCUGGCCCUGUGCUUCUUUGGCCCCUAGAUCCUUUCCCCUAGCCUCUCUGUAGUGUUCACUGUUUUUUAAGGAUGGGAUAGAAUUAACCAAUCUGGUGAUGGCACCACCUAGUCCUCCAACAGGCUGAAUGGAGCUUCUGUUGCUGUCACCUGCCAGCUAGACCUGUCAGAUUAGGGUCCCUGAUGGGGCAGAGACAACCAGGGGAAGGGGGUGGAAUGGAACCAGGGUCCCCUGACCCCCUCAGCUCAGGCAAGAGGAGCAGCUCGACCCAACACCAGCACCUUCGACAUGAUCAACCAGGGCCGUACUGUACCUCAUCCAUAGACCUGUGCUAAUUCUCUGUGCUGUGUCUGUCUAUCUGACCGAGAACCUCAGAGUAAGACAGGGUGAUUUUUUUAUCCUUAUGACCAUAUGUAGUGGUGUCACUGAGGCCAUGUAUAACAUAUGCAGUUCCAUAUUAUUGUGGAAGUGUUGUGAAGUUACUGUUGAUGCCUGUUUUGGUUCAAAAUGGUCUCAGAUUUGUAUUGGAUCAGUGUGUGAGUGUGGUGUUUGUGGCCAAUGGAUUGUAUCAACAGCUUCACGCCCACCUCCAUUCUCCUCUGUAAGAGAUGCCUUUUGUGUAAACACAUACAGGCUUUUAUCACCAUUUCUUUUUUUCCCUCUCCAGGACUCUCCUCUGCGUAGUAACUCCAGCCCCCCCAACAGUACAGGCAGUACAGCAGACAGUGAUGGCUGGACCCCCGGUCCUGAACCCCCCUCCUCUUGCCCCCCGCGGCUCCCCAUACCCUCGCAGGACAAGAACAGGAAACGACCCCGUCCCACGGGAAUCCACCCUGGGGCCUCACUAUCCAGCCAUGUUAGGAAAGAUCAUGGCCAUCUAGCGUCCUCCCUGCACCCAGAUGACCGGAGGAAAGCCGACAAACUGAAGAAGAGGAGGAAGAACCGGGAGAGCCAGGCCGGCGAGCCGAGCUCUGCACAACAGGCCUACGCAACGAGCCCAGAGCCACAGUUCUCCCUGCCCCUGGGAGGACGACCAAUCAAAGACGAGCCUGAGGAUGACUUCAUCAUCCCCCUCCACCCUUCGUCCCCUCACCGCCUGCCCAGCCCCUCCCACAUGAAUAACUCCUCCCCCUGUAAGCAGGAGCCCAAUGAGAAGUGGGAGUGCUGGGAGGGACGGGGGCUGGUGGAGGGCGUGGUGAAGGUGGAGAGGGUGGAGGGUUUUACUGGGAACAGGACGGUGAUCCGACAGGGGAAACAGGUGGUGUUCCGAGACGAGGAUGGCUCCCGAGAGGACGAGGACAUCAUGGUGGACUCCGAUGAUGACUCGUGGGACCUGGUGACGUGUUUCUGUAUGAAGCCGUUUGCGGGCCGGGCCAUGAUUGAGUGUAACCAGUGUAACACGUGGAUCCACCUGUCCUGUGCUAAGAUCAGGAAGUCCCAUGUCCCCGAGACGUAUACGUGUCAGAGCUGCAGAGACACACUGGGCCUGGCAGACACCCGCCGCUCAUACCGCUCACGCAUUGGCCCCCGCAAACACCUUCAUGACUGACCCCAUGGCAAACCCCUUCACCCCUCUCACCUGCAUUUAGACCAUGCCCCAUCCGGUUCCAACCCGCUCCCGUAACCCAUGCCCCAGGCUACCCCUUUCCUUUUGCCCCUGAGCCCAGUCCUACCCUCUGACCCCAGUCCUACCCCCUGACCCCAGUCCUGACCCCAGUUCUACCCCCUGACCCCAGUCCUACCCCAUGCCUUUUUCCCUAUUUCUCUCAUCCCUAUUGACUAAGCCCCUCGAGGUCUUCAACACCCCCAAACUGAACCGAUCCGAGUGCUAUUUCAGAUUUAUUAUAUGACGGUUUCUCUCUGCUUCCUUCCAGACUCUGUGUGCGUAAGGCAAUCACUGAAUGUCUGUCUGCCUGUAGUAAGCAGUAGUACAAUAGUUGACCAGUAGGGUUGGACUCCGUAGUCUAGUCUGGCUGAUCGGCUGGCUCAGACUGGAUAGAGACUCCAUCUCCCAUGAACAUUGGAAACCUGUCUUCACUCUUAAACUGUCAGAGAAUGGCCCUUAGAGCUGCCACCCAACAGUGUGCAUUUUGGGCCGUUGGCUUUUUGCACUUUUUUCAUGCGUUAAAAGGGUGAGUUGAGUUGCCAACCCCUUCUCCGCCCCCAACCACCCUCUCAACUAGGGGUUGGUACGUCUGUCUGUCUGUCUGAGUGAAGCCUUUGUCUAAAGCCUCAAGCAGAGGGUCUGUAGAUAAUGAUGUUCUGUACUGAACAAAAAUAUAAACGCAACAUACUGAGUUACAGUUCAUAUAAGGAAAUUUGUCAAUUGAAAUAAAU
Molecule: messenger RNA, 2862 nt
Organism: Coregonus clupeaformis (lake whitefish)
Lineage: Eukaryota; Metazoa; Chordata; Actinopteri; Salmoniformes; Salmonidae
Product: PHD finger protein 13-like
Exons: 3
Coding region: 929-2074 (381 amino acids)
Biological process (GO): mitotic chromosome condensation
Molecular function (GO): chromatin binding
Source: RefSeq, a predicted model, not a curated record